UAUAUAUAUAUAUAUAUAUAUAUAUAUAUAUAUAAGCAUAAGCAUGCAAUAACUGUAUUAAUUGGAUAUAGCAAAAGGAAACAAUAGGACAGGAACGGAGGCACGUUUGUGCUCUUAUGCACGCCCCUUACGGACCUCUUAGGAAUGGGGUAAGGUCAAUAGUAGACAGUUUUUGGUUAAAGCUUUGGGGAUUUUGAGAAGAGAAAUUAUAAAGAAUAUUUAUAUAUGAAUAUUAUAAUGAAAUUAUAAGAUUAAAAAAUGUAAUUUACGACUGUUUUUCACACACCCAUCCCAUGGUCAUGUGAUCAAUAUUCAAACAUUUAGCAACUGACUCAUAUUUAUGAUGGUUGCAGUGUCCUGUGGUCAUGCAAUCCCCUUUGGAGACCUUCUGAGAAGCAAAGUCAAUGGAGAGGCCCGAUUCGCUUAACAACCAUGUUACUAACUUAACAACUGCAGAUUCACUCAAUAACUGUGGCAAGAAAGGUUGUAAAAUGGAGCAAAGCCCACUUAAUAAAUGUCUCGCUUAGCAACAAAAAUGUGGGGCUCAAUUGUGGUUUUAAGUUGAGGACUACCUGGAUUUAGAAUACCCAGAGACCCAGUAAAUUUAAAGUAACAACAACAGUUUAGUGGUUACUAGAGGUGGGUUUCAGCAGGUUCUGACCAGUUCUGGAGAACCGGUAGUGGAAAUUUUGAGUAGUUUGGAGAAUCGAUAAAUACCACCUCUGACUGGCCCCACCCCCAUCUAUUCUCUGCUUCCCGAAUCCCAGCUGAUCGGGAGGAAAUGGGGAUUUUGCAAUAACCUUCCCCUGGAUUGGAGAUUGAAUCAGUGGUGGGUUGCUACUGGUUCGCCCCGGUUCGGAAGAACCGGUAGUAGCGGUAGUGGGAGGCUCUGCCCACCCGCCCAGACGACAUCAAAUACGCUGUGCACAUGUGCAGAAGCUUCUGCAUAGGUGCAGAAGUGGCGCCCGAGUGAGUAAAGUGACGCACACACAAGCGAACUGGUAGCAAAGGUAAGUGAAAUCCACCAAUGGAGGGAAUGGAGAUUUUACAGUAUCCUUCCCUUGUCAUACCCACCAAGCCAUGCCACCCCCCACCAAGCCACCCCCACAGAACCGGUAGUAAAAAAAAUUGAAACCCAACACUGGUGGUUAUAAUAUAGAUUUGCUUUUCCUUACUUGCACAGGAGCAUGGAUUUGGGGCUUAAAAUAGGUCCUGAAGACUGCCUAUUCUUUAAGUCAUCUUUGGAUCCAGACUUGGCGCCUGGCAGCCUAAUGAAGAAGGCUGUGGAGGGUCACAAAAGAUGAUCACUGAACCUUGACACAAAGCAACGGUCAUAAAUAUGAAGCAGUUGUCAAGAAUCUGAAUUUUGAUCACAUGAUUAUGGUCGAAAAACGGUCAUAAGUCACUUUCUUCAGUGGUGCUGUAACUUUGAAUGGUCACUAAAUGAACUGUUACAAAUAGCAUGCUAAAUGUUCAUCCUGAACUGUGAGCAUUAAUCUACAAUCAGUAUGAAGGAUUAUCCUUUGAAACCUAAGGCCUGAAAUCUAUAGACAAUAGAGACUAUAAAUAUUUUGAUAUGGAUUAAUAAAUGAGCCCCAAACGAUCAAGCCUUAGAAAAAGAGUAUUUUUUGGAAUAUGGUGCAUUCAAAUAAUUUGGAGCUAUUUCAAGCUAGGAAUACCAUGGCCAAUAUUUUCUCUUCAUUAUCUUCUACUUGCAAGAGGAAACUAUUACUGUCACAGACUCAUCUCCUGAAUGUUGACCGUUUAAACGAGGUGAAGAACAACUGGGAGAAAUUAGGAAUGGAUGAAGGGAUGGGAAAAUGUUUUGAAGAAGUAAUGAAGAACUUUCCAAAUGAGCCGUCAUGGGUAAUGAAAAAUGCUCAGAUGAUUCUCAAGGGAGACGAUGGGAAAGUGCUGUCUUUUGCUUCAGGAGAAAAAGAAUGGAAAAUCAGUGUUUCUGCUGGAGACUACAAGUUCCGUGUGGAAGCUCCAUCGAAAUCUGCAUAUCUGGCCAGAUUACGCUAUCGGCAGCAACCCCUUAGCAUUGGACGUUUAAAAAAGGUAGAAGAAGACUUGAAGACAUUUGGCCCAUUGACUCCAGCUGAGAACAGCUGCUUUGAGAUGGUACUCCAGCGGUUCAUCAAGAAAACGGGUCAAAUACAAAAUAAUGCCCAGAUAAAAUUCAUCUUUGAUACGGAUGGAGAAAAUGUGGAAUACGUAUUCGUCUCUGGAAACGGAGAUUACAAAAUGGACGCUACUUAUUCCAAUGGGCAACCUCAGUACCGUGAAUUACAUGUAAGUUCAGGCAACAAACUGGAGAAAUUCUCGUGUUCCCUUCCGACACUGGACGUUGAUAACUUGAGGGAAAUUGAAAGUGUUUUAGCCCAACUGGAUUUGCUUACCGACAGCCUAAAAUCAUGUUUUAAUCACCUUGUGGAUAAUUUGUCUGAAUUUAUCAUUACGAAUAAUCUCCAAAUUGAUUUCACCUGCAGUGAGCAAUGCCUUUCUGUAAACGCCAAAGAUUGGCAGAUCAGCGCACAGAGUAAUGAGGGAAAAGUCGACGUUACCUUCGAAUCAGAAUCUUGGGAUCUGUUUUUAAAGCAGAACAAAGGAAAAACACAUGAGCUCACUGUGGCAAAACUGAAUGAAAUGCGGGAAAAAGUCCGAAAUCUGACGGCAGCACCCAGGCGUGUCAGUGACAUAUUAAACAGAGCAGUAGUUGAAUUUUCUAAGGAAUCAUCAUGUUUGCAAAAGAACGCUCAUCUUGUUAUUGAGUGUGACCACGGACAGAUGGAUUUCAUCUCUGGCAAAGGACAGAACAGAAUCGAUAUAUUCUACAUUGGUGACAUCAUCUAUUGUAAUGUAUCUCGUACUUGGUUAAUGAGCAUAGUGAGGUUCCUACUGAGUUUGCCUAAAUACUUGCCAAAUCUUAUAGAAAUUGCAGCACGUGUAGUGCUACAUGUUUUGUGAUGUCCCUUUCAUCCAGGCAAUUACUUGGGAUAAAGCCAUUUCGAUGGGGGUUAAAUUGUAUUGAGCAGUGACUGCUGUAGGAACAUCAUUAUUGCCACGUGUUUUAUAUCUGCAUUAGAAAUAUUUUUCUACAAGAAACUCACUCAGUUGAUUCUUCCAAUAGGCAGAAGAUGUAGGUGCUUAGGUACUCAAAAUUGACCCAAAGCCUUAAAAGAAUAGUUAAAUUGAACUUUAGGAUACAUUCUGGACAAAAACUAAAACCUUAGCUUUGGAGAAAUUUAUUUCAAGAAAGACCCAUUUAUGCAGUGGUGGAACUCAAUUUUUGUUACUACCGGAUCUGAGGGAGUGGCUUCAUGGGUGUGAUGUGGCUUGGUGGGCGGGGCAGGGGGAAGGAUACUGCAAAAUCCCCAUUCCCACCCCACUCCAGGGGAAGGAUACUCCAAAAUCCCCAUUCCCUCCCUGCUCCUGGGGGAAGGAUAUUGCAAAAUCUCCAUUCCCACCCACUCUGGGGCCAGCCAGAGUUGGUAUUUGCCGGUUCUCUGAACUACUCAAAAUUUUCGCUAUUGGUUCUCCAGAACCUGCUGGAUUUCACCCCUGCCUUUAUGUAUAUAUAUUGUACUAAUUUUCAUCUAACUGAUGAGUGUGUCUAUGUGCCUCAGUUUUGACUUCUGGAAACUGCCUGGAUUUAAUCCCUGCAGUUUUCUUGACAAGAUUUCAGAAAGUACUUUGCCAUUGUCUCCUUCCUAGAGCUGAGAAAAAGUGAGUGGCCCAAGGUCACUCAGCUGGCUUUGUGCCCAAGGCAGGAGUAGAACUCACUGUGUCCUGAUUUCUAGUCUGAUGCCUUAACACUACAACAUACUGGCUCUUGAUGAGUAGCUAAACUUGCAUGUAUUGUUUACACACAGAGUUCCUUGCAAUUGUGACGUGCGUGGAUACUUUUUCCUUCCCGUUUGAUAAGGAUUGAGAUCUAGUUACUUAUGUCAAUUUAUAAGGUUACUAUAGUCUAGUUCAGUAGGUCCCUUCAUGUUUGUAUCUGGCUACUGUCUGUGUAAGGGAUGUGGCAUAAGGGACAUGGUGGCUCAGUGGUUAAGACGCAGAGCUUGUUGAUAGAAAGGUCGGCAGCUCAGUGGUUCGAAUACUUAGUGCUGUGUAACAGGGUGAGCUCCCGUUACUUGUCCCAGCUUCUGUCAACCUAGCAGUUAAAAAUGCAAGUAGAAAUAUAGGGACAACCUUUGGUGGGAAAGUAACAGUGCUCUGUGCACCUUCAGCAUUUAGUCAUGUCGGCCACAUGACCACAGUGAUAUCUUCGGGCAGCGCUGGCUUUUCAGCUUUGACACGGAGACAAGCAUCGCCCCCUAGAGUUGGGAACGACUAGAACCAGUGGUGGGAUUCUACCGGUUCUCACCAGUUCAGUGGAACCGGUUGUUAAGUAGUUAAGCAGUUCUGAGAACCUUGUUAAAUAGUUAAGCAGUUAGGAGGACAAAUUGUUAAAAAAAAUAUCUCCUUUUGUUUUUUUCACUUUACUGGGUUAAUCCUGUAAAGACUUACAGCCUUCUGUAAGUUUCUUAGCCUAAACUUUAUUGCCCUGCUUGCAGAAACUGCCUCUCCAUUAGCCUUUAUUUCAUUCUUGGCAGUACUUCCGGUUCCCGAGCUUCUCCGACUUUUUUUCCCCCCUUGACUUUCUUAAAGGGGAAGGGUUGUUUUAAGCAUUUUACACCGCUGUUGGGAGGAAAUAUUCCCCUGUUGGAGUUCUUCCAGUCAGGAUGCAAUGAUCAGCUCUUUGAAGAAAUAAUUGAAUAACGAAGCAGAAGCUUUUAAUGACAAGGAACCAAGCUGAGUGACAUUCAGCAAGGUUUAUUGGCUAGCUAGAAAGAUUGACAUUCAAACGUGAGCUUACAUACCCUUUCUGACUUUUGGCCUAAAACUGGUUUUUGGUGAAGUUCAAUUCUGUGCUUGGUGAUGAGAUAAUUUUCCCUAUUCAGCUUUGUUUGGAAGGAAAAAUGUUAAUCUCUGUUCCUGAAAGAAUCUGCUUCGGAUAUCUGACUAGUCUCUGUGUCUAUUUGUUCUGGUAAUUGGUUUAACAAGCAACAGAUAUUCUGUUUGCUCCUUUGCUUCAUUCUGGAGAGCUUAAAUGGCCUAUCUGCUAAAGGGUUUCACUUUAUGAGCAAGAGUUGGCUGCUGAUAGUUAUCAUUGCAUUUUAACUAUUUUAAUUCCUCAAGGUGCUCUGGCACCCUGCCUGAUUUGCAGGUAUUUCUAAUCUAAUGAUUGAUAUUUAGGGCAGCUUUUUGCAAGCAAAGAAGCUUUUUGUAUUUUUGUACAGUUCUUGACUUACAAUAGUUUCAAUGGCACUGAAAAAGUGACUUAUGACUGUUUUUCACACUUAUGACUGUUGCAACAAACUGUCAUUAGGGCAAAGAAGCUAUGUUACAUGACCACCUGGCCACGCUGACCAGGUCACAUGAAACACCACAGUUGUGAAAUGAGUGACAUGGUUAAGAAUGCUGCAACAGGCAUAAAUGAUGACCCGUCAUAAGUGCAAGGACCUGUCAGAAAUCACUUUUGUCAGCCCUCUGGGUAGUCCCUAUGUGCAUAGGGACUACUCAGAGGGCUCAAAAAGUUAUCUUUGACCUGUCCUUGCACUUUUGACCAGUCCUCGCAUUUACGACUGUCCUCACAU
Messenger RNA from Ahaetulla prasina, 5648 nucleotides. RefSeq lists its product as uncharacterized. The coding region runs from base 1636 to 2970 and encodes 444 amino acids. The transcript is spliced from 3 exons. The record is from RefSeq and is a predicted model, not a curated record. NCBI's taxonomy places the organism in Eukaryota, Metazoa, Chordata, Lepidosauria, Squamata, Colubridae.